AUGCCCUUCUUGUUCCCGGCGCCGAGGAUCUCGGGCCUACCACACGGGCAGCCGGCGGCUGGAUGGAACGGCAGCCUCGGGGCCACCCUCGACCUCCUCACCAAUAACAUCUUGGGAGACCCCUCCUACGACACAAUGGGCCGAAAAAACCUGCGGCAAAGCCAACCGGCAGCCAGAGAGGGUCAAGAUAUCGGCAAAUGCUCAGCUCGGCACCGCGCGCAAAAGAAAUGGCGCACCCGUGGCCUGCAUCCCAACCUGCUCUCAUGGAAGAAAAUACGCCAGAACUGGGGUCCCUGUUGUCAGGGGACUGAGAAGCCCAUCCACAAAGGGAGACAUAUACAAUUUAUUCCUCUAUAUGCAGAGGAUCUUCACGGCCAUCACAGCAGUGAAGAUGGAG
Molecule: messenger RNA, 397 nt
Organism: Pelobates cultripes (western spadefoot toad)
Lineage: Eukaryota; Metazoa; Chordata; Amphibia; Anura; Pelobatidae
Source: the annotation of a GenBank genome assembly